Messenger RNA from Agelaius phoeniceus (red-winged blackbird), 3650 nucleotides. It is a transcript of the gene CTNNA2, whose product is annotated as catenin alpha 2. Gene Ontology annotation, biological process: cell migration; cell-cell adhesion. Gene Ontology annotation, cellular component: actin cytoskeleton; adherens junction; catenin complex. Gene Ontology annotation, molecular function: beta-catenin binding; actin filament binding; structural molecule activity. Lineage: Eukaryota; Metazoa; Chordata; Aves; Passeriformes; Icteridae. The record is from RefSeq and is a predicted model, not a curated record.
GAGAGAUUCUCCCACCCCCACCCACCGAGCUGAGGGAGUAUGACUUCUGCAACGUCACCAAUCAUUUUGAAAUGGGACCCCAAAAGUUUGGAAAUCAGGACUCUCACAGUAGAGAGACUAUUGGAGCCACUUGUUACCCAGGUAACGACGCUGGUGAACACGAGCAAUAAAGGCCCAUCUGGCAAGAAGAAAGGGCGCUCGAAGAAGGCUCAUGUUUUGGCUGCCUCAGUGGAGCAGGCCACUCAGAACUUCUUGGAAAAAGGAGACCAAAUUGCUAAAGAGAGCCAGGAUCUCAAGGAGGAGUUGGUUGCUGCUGUAGAUGAUGUUCGAAAACAAGGGGAGACGAUGCGCAUCGCCUCGUCCGAGUUCGCCGAUGACCCCUGCUCCUCGGUGAAGAGGGGCACCAUGGUGCGCGCUGCCCGUGCCCUGCUCUCGGCCGUCACUCGCCUGCUCAUCCUGGCUGACAUGGCUGAUGUCAUGAGGCUCCUCUCACACCUCAAAAUCGUAGAGGAGGCACUAGAAGCUGUGAAAAAUGCCACAAAUGAGCAAGAUCUAGCCAAUCGCUUUAAGGAAUUUGGGAAGGAAAUGGUUAAACUGAACUAUGUUGCUGCAAGGCGACAGCAGGAGCUGAAGGAUCCUCACUGCAGGGACGAGAUGGCGGCGGCGCGCGGGGCUCUGAAGAAGAACGCCACCAUGCUGUACACGGCCUCGCAGGCCUUCCUGCGCCACCCCGACGUGGCGGCCACCAGGGCCAACAGGGACUACGUCUUCAAGCAAGUGCAGGAGGCCAUUGCUGGCAUCUCCAACGCUGCCCAGGCCACCUCACCCACUGAUGAGAACAAGGGCCACACUGGCAUAGGAGAGCUCGCUGCUGCUUUGAAUGAGUUUGAUAACAAGAUCAUCCUGGACCCGAUGACGUUCAGCGAGGCGCGGUUCCGGCCGUCGCUGGAGGAGCGGCUGGAGAGCAUCAUCAGCGGGGCGGCGCUCAUGGCCGACUCCUCGUGCACGCGCGACGACCGCCGCGAGCGCAUCGUGGCCGAGUGCAACGCCGUGCGCCAGGCCCUGCAGGACCUGCUCUCCGAGUACAUGAACAACACUGGAAGGAAGGAGAAGGGAGACCCACUCAACAUUGCAAUUGACAAGAUGACCAAGAAAACACGAGACCUUCGGAGACAGCUCCGGAAGGCAGUGAUGGAUCACAUCUCAGACUCGUUCCUGGAGACCAACGUCCCUCUGCUGGUUCUCAUCGAGGCCGCCAAAAGCGGCAACGAGAAGGAGGUGAAGGAAUACGCUCAGGUCUUCCGUGAACACGCCAACAAGUUGGUGGAGGUUGCAAAUCUGGCCUGUUCAAUCUCCAAUAAUGAGGAAGGUGUGAAGUUAGUCCGAAUGGCAGCCACACAGAUUGAUAGUCUGUGCCCACAGGUAAUUAAUGCUGCACUGACAUUGGCUGCCAGACCCCAGAGCAAAGUAGCCCAGGACAACAUGGACGUGUUCAAGGACCAGUGGGAGAAGCAGGUGCGAGUUCUCACUGAGGCUGUGGACGACAUCACUUCAGUGGAUGAUUUCCUCUCUGUUUCAGAAAACCACAUCCUGGAAGAUGUGAACAAGUGUGUGAUUGCCCUGCAAGAGGGGGACGUGGACACGCUGGACAGGACCGCGGGCGCCAUCCGGGGCCGCGCAGCCAGAGUCAUCCACAUCAUCAACGCUGAGAUGGAGAACUACGAGACUGGGGUGUACACUGAGAAGGUGCUGGAAGCGACCAAACUGCUCUCUGAAACAGUGAUGCCCCGUUUUGCUGAGCAAGUGGAGGUGGCCAUUGAGGCCCUGAGUGCCAACGUGCCCCAGCCCUUUGAGGAGAACGAGUUCAUCGACGCCUCCCGCCUGGUCUACGACGGUGUGCGGGACAUCAGGAAAGCUGUCCUGAUGAUCAGGACCCCUGAGGAGCUCGAGGACGACUCGGACUUCGAGCAGGAGGAUUACGACGUGCGCAGCCGAACGAGCGUCCAGACCGAGGAUGACCAGCUCAUCGCUGGCCAGAGUGCAAGGGCUAUCAUGGCCCAGCUGCCCCAGGAGGAGAAGGCAAAGAUUGCUGAGCAGGUGGAGAUAUUCCACCAAGAGAAGAGCAAGCUGGAUGCAGAGGUGGCCAAGUGGGAUGACAGUGGCAAUGACAUCAUUGUGCUGGCCAAGCAGAUGUGCAUGAUCAUGAUGGAAAUGACAGAUUUCACCAGAGGGAAAGGCCCCCUGAAGAACACAUCUGAUGUCAUUAAUGCAGCCAAGAAGAUUGCAGAGGCAGGAUCCAGGAUGGACAAACUGGCACGGGCAGUAGCUGAUCAGUGCCCAGACUCAGCCUGCAAGCAGGAUCUGCUGGCCUACCUGCAGCGCAUUGCCCUCUACUGCCACCAGCUCAAUAUCUGCAGCAAAGUGAAGGCAGAAGUUCAGAACCUGGGAGGAGAACUCAUUGUAUCAGGGCUGGACAGUGCCACUUCUCUCAUCCAGGCAGCUAAAAACCUGAUGAACGCUGUGGUCCUUACAGUGAAAGCAUCAUAUGUGGCUUCUACUAAAUAUCAGAAGGUCUAUGGCACUGCUGCAGUGAACUCUCCAGUUGUAUCUUGGAAGAUGAAGGCCCCCGAGAAGAAACCUCUAGUAAAGAGAGAAAAACCAGAAGAAUAUCAGACAAGAGUGAGGAGAGGGUCCCAGAAGAAACAUAUUUCCCCUGUACAGGCCUUAAGUGAAUUUAAAGCUAUGGAUUCAUUCUAAACCACUGAGCUUUACCAGGAGGGUUUUAUAUUCUUUUUUGUACGCAUACCUGCCGACUUGUGUGCGUCUGGCAUGGGGAGGGGGGGACAAAGUGACAAUUUGCAUGCGACCUGAGCCUCUAUUCCAGUAAAUAACUCUCUGCAGUGCCCAAAAUUCAGGGCAUUGCCUUCUGAUGUUGAGUGGACUUAACUCCAAGCUUCCUUUUUAAAACUAAACUAUCGCAUUAAAUUGGCCAAAGAAUUUGCGUCACGGGGGUGUAUACGUGUGGAAUAAAUGAUAAAUUCAAGUCUAAACCCCGAAAUUUUUAUGCAUGCAAGAAACAUUAGGUUGGCAGGUAUAUUAAGUGAAAAAUAAUAAAAAAAAAAGGAAUUGUAAUGGUAGACCAUAAAGCUUGUAUUGCUUCUGUUGCAGUGCAAAAAUGUACUAGCCAAUAUGCUUCAAUGUGUGGCCCAAUAAUUAAAUGAUAUAACUUUUAAGUCAUCUUCAUUAUAGUAUGUGAAUUUUUAAAACAGAUUCAAACUAAUUCAUCUUAAAAAUGCUUCUUUUGAACCAGAUUUUGUUCUUUAUAUUCUAGUAGUGUUAUGACUGCUCACAUUUCAAUUAAUCCCAUUAAUAUGACCAGAGGUUUACUUUUGCCAAUUGAAUUCCUUAUGGUGGAGUAUGAAGCACAAUAUGGUGAUUGACAUUGCCUUUUAUAUUAUGAUUAUUAUUAUUCUGAUUAUUAUUAUUAUUAUAUUAGUAAUAGAAGACCUGGUGGUGGAAUGUUUAGAGACACGGAAACUGACAGUGUGAGAAUUUAGAGGCAAAUAUGUAGGUGUAGCUUGGAUUACAGGUAUCUGACAUACCAUUGUAACCACUAACUCAAUAAACUCAUUUAAUCUUGGAAUCCUCAA